Messenger RNA from Anopheles gambiae (African malaria mosquito), 3303 nucleotides. Its product is annotated as methyltransferase-like protein 22. The record is from RefSeq and is a predicted model, not a curated record. Gene Ontology annotation, biological process: protein methylation. The transcript is spliced from 6 exons. Gene Ontology annotation, cellular component: nucleus. Gene Ontology annotation, molecular function: protein methyltransferase activity. The coding region runs from base 935 to 2056 and encodes 373 amino acids. Lineage: Eukaryota; Metazoa; Arthropoda; Insecta; Diptera; Culicidae.
GCCUUUGUUUACAUAUUUUCCUAGACGCUGCUGAUACCAAAAAAAAAAAAAGAAAAACAAAACCCUUUUCCCUCGAAUCGCUGUCUCGUCGAUUGCAUCCCCCCAGGCACCCCAGGCUCAGCGUUCGAAUCGUGUGAUCAGCUGUUUGUGAGCGGUAAAAUGCUAUUUUUAACACCCCGUUAGGUGCAUCUGUGGCACGCGCUCACAUCGAGAGGUGUAGCGGGGCCUGAAUAGCCCCCUCCCCCCCUCCCCUGGAGUGGCUGGAUUAUUUUCAUUCAUAAAACGCGCCGUGCUGUACGUUGUAUCCAUCCGGGGAAAUAAGUUGCCUGGUCAUACCACAGGACAGCGACGCAAAUUGCAGCGUCUAGCCGAUGUAAAAAUAACACCCAAAGUCACGUGCUGUUUUCACUUUCCGCGAAUUGCUUGCGGCUCUGCUUUGUUGAUCACAUGGAGGAGGAGUUUGGCCUGGGCCGCAUAUUCCCCGCACGCCUGUUGUUGUCGGAACUAUUACAGCGUCGGUGUCGCCAGCCGCUGCUCACAAACAUUAGCGCAUCUGUUGAUUCGCAGCAGCAGCGGCGAAAAUGCUAUUAAAACGAACGGACACAAUACGACACAUAUUCUAGACGGUGGUCGUGAAAUGGUAAAUUAUUUAUACACAGCAUAAAACCGCUCGGUCGGCGCGCUUCUGUUGUUGUCGGACUGCGCUCCGUUUCGUGUGUAGAAUAAGCGACCCGAAUCGCCACGGUCCCGUCGGCGCUGUGUUCUAAUAUUGUCGUCAGUAGAGAUUUGGGCGUGCAAAUGCUGAGUACGCUGCGCGUGCUUUGAUUAGCUGGUUUGGCACGCACGCGAAAACGUUCUCAGCAAAGACCCAACUCGUCACCAAAUGCUUACAGAAACAUUGGCGGAAAAGUGAAACAAAAACCCCGUUCGCACGAUGUCCGUACUCGAAGUUACGUCGGAGCUGUACAGCGAGGCAGAAUUCUGCAGCACAGAAACGGGUAAUGGCAAUUCUAUUUCUAAAUUUACCUUUGUGUAUCCAAACCGCCGCGAUGCUGCGCCCGCCGAGAACGGCACACAGCCGGGGCUAGCAAAUGGCAUGGACAAACAGCACAACGGUCAGCCCGAGGCUGACAGCGAGUCGAAGGCAUCAAGCGUCAAAGACUCGGAGGAGGUGGAGGAAGAAAGCUGUUUUGAAGAAGAAUCAUUCGCAUCGGAUUAUGGUGACAGUUUGUGUGAAGAGGAGCAGGAGGAAGUGCUGUUGUACGGUGAAUCCGGUGAUGAAUGUUGCAUAGCAACGCACCAGAAAGAUACAAAACCACCUCCAAUCGUGCUCGAUAAAGAUGGCGACGUUGUUGUGGUGCGCCAGCGGAAAGGAGCGAUAGAUAUAGAGCAUCGUAAGUCGACGCGGCUGGACGCGGUUGGACUGCAGAUAUGGCGCGGUGCACUACUGCUGGGCGAUUAUAUCAUGCACAACGAGCGAAAGUUCAAAAACACUCACAUCCUGGAACUUGGGUCCGGCGUUGGGCUUACCAGCAUAGUCGCUAGCAUGUAUGCACGAGAAGUCAUCUGCACCGACAUUGAUAUUGAAGGGCUGCUGGAUCUGUUACGGGACAACGUGCAAAGAAAUGCUCAUCUUUCAAACCCGCACUGCCGUGUGCAUGUCACCGAGCUCGACUUCAAGGUUAGUUAUCAGGACUAUCCACGCGAUUUGAAGACCAAACUCCAGGACGUGCAGUACGUGAUUGCCGCCGAUGUGAUCUACGACGAUGACAUAACGGAAGCGUUCGUGCGGACGAUUGUUAGUUUGCUGCUAGAGCUGCCGAAGCUGAAGGCGAUCUACAUCGCGCUGGAAAAGCGCUACGUAUUCACGCUCGAGGACAUGGACUCGGUCGCACCGUGCUACGAUUACUUUCUGCGCUACUUUGAAAAGCGUAACGGCCGGUUCGGCGUGAACCGCUGGAAGCUCAUCAAUGUGUGUAUGGACUUUCCGCGCUAUUUCGAUUACGACAAGGUGAAGGAUUUAGUGCUGUUGAAAGUGUGCCACGCUAGUAAGUGAUGCGUUGUGAUCGGCUAAUUUACGAUUUAGGGUGCAAGGAAUUAAUUAGUUUUUAGUUUUACUGCACGAAACGGUAAAAACAAAACAAUACAAAUAUUUGCUCGUCACACCUUGUAUAUAGCAAUCGCGGGCAGUUGACGGGUGGCGUUUUUGGCAGUUACUUUUUGAAUGACAGACGAAGCUACCCGCUUCCGUAUCGAAGUGUAAACAAACAACAAUAAUCAAACAAACCCUUCUAUGCCGUUUGCCGGCAUACAUUCUUGCACUAAAUUAGAAUCAAAGAAAGUGAAAGAUAUCGAUAUGGACAGUAUAAGCAUUGAGUUGGACACACCACUAAUCACGCACGGCUGUGCGAGCAGAAUUGUUCGCACCAUUGUGGAGCUGUUGCUGUACAAUCGCACACAAAUUCCCUUCCCAUACACAACCUUUCGGGCGAUGGUAAAGAAGCUGGAGUCAGCUGAACCGACGGACGCUACCCAUUCUGUGGCGGAACUUCGGAUACAAAAGCAGCGCGAAAAGGCGCAACAUGUGGUGCAGUGCGUGGAAAUGCUGUUCGAUGUGAGUAUUAAAGCUCGAAGCCGGGGAAAAACACUAUCACUUCAUUCAAAUACGUUGGAUUUACACCCGUUUUUUUUUGCUUCCAGACGAUAGAGAAAAUACUGUCCAACCACCCACCGAUCGGUGAGCUGAUGAUCGUAUUUGGCAAAACAAUCUACACUGCCAAGGAAGCGUUUAUAAUAACACUGCCCGCCAUUGAUAGGAAUCACAUUGGCGAAAACCAUCAACGAUCGUUGGAAAAAGUGCUCCGAAAGUUAGGUUUACAGCUUACGCUUUGUGAUCAACUGGUAAGCGGCCAGGCUGUAACGAGCGACACAAACAUAUUCGUUAUGGUACAAUCGUCGUGCACGCUUCAUCCCACGCUAGGAGUGAAUUUGUUGGACAAUUUUCAACUUCCCAAAAAGUGUGUAAAAUAUGAAAUCAAUUUUAAAAUGACAAACAAUGGUGGAGACGAAACGGUGAACGGUUGCUGCAAACGAUUGGAAAUUUAUAGCGAAGAGGAAAGCAUGGUACAAUCCGGUACGCUGCCAACGGCCGCGCAAGCGACCACUCUCGAGUUCCAAGGCCCUUUGAGCAACGAGUGGUUUCUACUGGACGCCGUAAUAAGUGGGUUUUCGAUCAAGUCCCCAAAAGAAAAUGUAAUGUGGAAAUGAAAAGUACAGUAAGUAAAAAGUCCUAUAACAAACCUA